CAUCGCCAUUUGCCACGUGGAAACCUCUAAAACCAUAUCUAAAUAAAAAACCAACAGCCGGGUAGCAACAAUAGCAAUCCAAUUUCUCUCUCACGCACCUGUAAUUCUGUAAAUAAUAUCUAAUCUAAUCGCUACUCAAUCCCUCACACUCUAUCCACAACUAUUAUCUGCCAUUUUAAAACCACCAGAAUUUUAGUGAGAAGGAGAGCUACACACAGAGAGAAGCAAAACAGAACAUAUGGCGAAGGAGAGUGAAGGAAUGUUCCUCUCUGUAUACUCUGUUCUUAUUCCUUCUUCCUUUGAAUUUCUACUUCUCAGUGUUCUCACCCCCUGAAAGGCUGAAACUCGAUCCAAGGCAGAAAGACAAUAAUGGCGCUUCCUCAACUAGUACCUUCCUCACCUUCUGGUCUCUCUUGCAAACCUUCUCUAAACCCUAGUUCCUCCUUAAGCCCCAACCAUGGACGCAUUUCCAGAUCAUCUUCACCACAACCCCAAGAACCACCGCGAACCAAAACCCUAGCUUCUCUUCGCCGCCGGAAACCUAAUCUCCUCCGCUGCUCUGCUUCCUCGUUCUCUGAGAAACACCACACCGGCUCACCCAAAUCCGACGACCUUGUCGAACUCCCCCUCUUCCCUCUCCCACUCGUCCUCUUUCCCGGCGCCAUCCUUCCCUUGCAAAUCUUCGAAUUCCGGUACCGCAUGAUGAUGCACACUCUUCUCCAGACCGAUCUCCGCUUCGGCGUCAUCUACUCCGACUCCGCCACCGGAACCGCCGAGGUCGGUUGCGUCGGCGAGGUCGUCAAGCACGAGCGCCUGGUCGACGAUAGAUUCUUCCUCAUCUGCAAAGGCCAGGAGCGAUUCCGCGUCACCAAUCUCGUCCGAACCAAGCCUUAUUUGGUUGCCCAGGUUACGUGGUUGGAAGAUCGGCCUUCCGGUGAUGGGCAGGACGAUUUAGAGGCGUUGGCCAAUGAGGUGGAGACCCAUAUGAAGGACGUAAUCCGAUUGUCGAACCGAUUGAAUGGGAAGCCCGAGAAAGAAGCCCAGGAUUUGAGGAGGAAUUUGUUUCCUACUCCUUUCUCGUUCUUUGUAGGAAGUACAUUCGAAGGGGCGCCCAGAGAACAGCAGGCGUUGUUGGAAUUGGAGGACACGGCAACCAGAUUGAAAAGGGAGAAGGAAACCUUGAGAAAUACGCUCAAUUACUUGACUGCUGCAUCGGCGGUGAAGGACGUGUUUCCGUCGUCGUGAAUUAUGGUGGGCAGGGAUGGGAAUGGGAAGGGUAGGCCAGGAGAUGAAAGAGAAGAGACGGCACACGGAGGAAGAGAGGAGAUAUGGUACGAUGCAUAGAUUUUAUCAGAACUGGUUCUAUUAUAAGACUGUAAAUUUUGAUGCGUAGCUCUGAUUUGCCUUCAGCGCAUCGUCUCUCUGUUUAAUUCAUCUGGGCUUUCUCUCUUUCAAUGAUAAUAACUGUUUGUAUUUAUAUACUUGCUGAUACACGGAUUGUAUUGUUUCCAUGCUCUAAGCUCGGGAGUCUGGUUUGGGUAUAAACCUGUGCCAUUGUCCCAUUGGAUUGGAUGUUUCUUUUGAAUUUUAAGUUGAAUAUAUAACAGAAGGGUAGCUGUUCAGUUUUCA
This is a messenger RNA of Nelumbo nucifera (sacred lotus), 1629 nucleotides long. The record is from RefSeq and is a predicted model, not a curated record. NCBI's taxonomy places the organism in Eukaryota, Viridiplantae, Streptophyta, Magnoliopsida, Proteales, Nelumbonaceae.